AUGUCCAACAAGCAGAAGAUUAUGAGUUCUAUACCUGGGCUAGCUUAUCCAUUAGCUAGAAAUAAAAUUAUAAAGACACCAUAUGGAUUUUUAAAAGGAAGAAUUCAGCAAGAUGGUGCCGAAGGACUUUGGAGGAUCAAGAAUGGUUUAUACGAUUUACAAACUUUUGCUAAAUCUCAUCCUGGUGGUGCUGAAUGGAUUACUCUUACCAAAGGCACUGACAUCACUGAAGCUUUUGAGGCACAUCAUUUAACAGACAAAGCUGAAAGAAUUUUACCUAAAUUUUAUGUCCGUGAUGCAACCACGCCGAGAUCAAUACCAUUGACUUUUGAACCUAAUGGUUUCUAUCGUACUUUCAAGAAACGUGCUUUAGAGGCUCUUAAGGACGUGGAUUUUCAUCGACCUUCGAAAAUGUCUAAUUGCAUUGCUGAUUCUUUCUUAGCUGUAACGAUUUUCUUCUGUUUAGCUGCUGUCUAUUUUCAUACCCUGUCAUUUAUUGCAAUGAUUAUUGCUGGUAAAGAAAUAUAUAUAUAUAUAUAUAUGAAUAUGAAAUCUUUAUAUACAUAUUUAUACGUAUCAUUUUUAGGCAUUUUCUUGGCAUGGACUACAGUCAUUGGCCAUAAUUAUUUUCACAUGAGAGAUAACUUUCGUAUGUAUUACUUUGAUCUUAGUUUAAUGUCAUCCAAAGAUUGGCGAAUUACACAUUCUAUGAGUCACCAUCUCUAUCCAAAUACUAUUUGGGAUUACGAAAUCUAUGUUGCUGAACCGUUUCUGAAAUGGUUACCAGAUGCAGAUAAGAAUAUUUUCAUGAGUUUUAUUGCCCAAAUUUCUAGUCCUAUUAUUUAUACAUUGACAUUCUGUCAACAAGGAGUCAAAAGGUAAUUAGAAUCCUAUAUUAUCAAAUAACUCUUAUAAUAUCAUUUUUUUCAUAGGUAUUACUCAGUGAUAUGGGAAUACGGAACUGUGGAAGUUAGAGACAUAGUACCUUUCAUUCUUCCAACUGCUAUGUCGUUUGUUGCACCAAAUAUAUUCGUUGCUUUUAAAACAUGGCUAAUAAUCAUUUUGAUAAGUAGUUUUAUAUUUAGUUUUAUCGGAUUUAAUGCUGCUCAUCAUCAUCCAAAUAUAUUUCACGAUGGAGACAUUUAUAGAGAAAACUUGGAUUGGGGUCUACUCGAAUUGGAUGCUGUUAGAGAACGCGAAAUUAUCGACGAUGAUCCAAUCUUGGUGUUAACCAAUUUUGGCUCUCAUGGACUGCAUCAUUUGUUACCGUCAGUCGAUCAUUCGUAUCUACCUUUGGCUAUGCCAGCUUUUCUACAAACUUGUAAAGAAUUUGGUGUAAGUACCGAAAGAUUGACACAAUGGGAACUUACAAAAGGACAAUUCCAACAAUUGGCUCGUGUAAAGUGUAAAAAGAAUCAUAGAUAAUGUUUUAAUUGAUUCAAUGAUAAUAGGUAUAAAUUUAAUUUUUUUCCAAAAUAAUCAUUAAGUAUUAGUCGAUAUUGUAGAUUACAAUAAGUACUGUCGGCAACUUAUCAACGAUUUGAACAAGUUCCGUCGGUAUUUUUAUUAUCGAAGAUAUUUCUGUCGUUGUGUAAUAAAUUUUCUGUAACAAAUAAUUAAAUCUUUAAAUAAAAAAAUCUUUCACAAUCGA
Vespa velutina is the source of this 1651-nucleotide messenger RNA. RefSeq names its product cytochrome b5-related protein (gene Cyt-b5-r). The record is from RefSeq and is a predicted model, not a curated record. Lineage: Eukaryota; Metazoa; Arthropoda; Insecta; Hymenoptera; Vespidae. Gene Ontology annotation, biological process: lipid metabolic process. Gene Ontology annotation, cellular component: mitochondrion. The transcript is spliced from 3 exons.